CACGCUGCCGCGCAGCUUCAGCAUCGCCCGCGGCGCCACGACGGGCGAGCCGCCGCCCGCCGCCAUGGCCGCGUCGCCCGCCGCGGGGCCCUCGGGGGAGACGUCCCUCGGCAAGGCCAAGCGCGAGUCGCCCACCACCUCCAGGGGCGGCGACUCCUCCUCUAGGAACUCGACGCCCCGGGGCACGCCUACCCGCUCCUCGCCGGUGUACGGCACGCCCAGCCGCGAGCCCCCGCCCGCGGUGCGGCGGCCCAGCCUGACGCGGGCGGCGAGCUUCGACAGCCCGAGCGUGAGCCCGCGGCGCUCCAGCCUGCGCAGCGCCGUGCUGCGGCUGCGCUGCGAGUCGCAGGACACGGCGGAGGAGGACGAGGAGGAGGAGGAGGACGCGGCGCUUCGGGCGGGCUCCGCCAGGCGCCCCGAGCGAGCCCACGAUGACGACGACGGCGACGACGACGACGAAGGCGACGGCGAAGACGACGACGACGACGACGACGACGACGACGAGGCCAAGGGACACCGCGUCAUGAACGGCGACGGCGGCAAGGGCGGCGCCGCCAGGAGGAGAGGCAGCCGCAGGGCGAGCAGGACCAGGGUGGAGCAGCAGCGCUCGCAGGAGCUGGACUCGCCCAGCACGGCCGCCGUGCCCAUCGUGGAGGCCCCCAGCGUCAGGAUCUGCGAGGCUGCGUGGGUCCUCCGCACGAUGCUCCUCUCCCGCGCCCCUCAUCUCCUGAAGGACCGGCGCCACCACGGCAGACUCCAGCCUCGGUGUGGCGUAGGGACCGAGCUGACGGAGUGGCUGCUGGCCCUGUCUUCCGUCGUGCAUUCCAGGUCGCAGGCGGCGGGCAUGUGGCAGUGUUUGCUGGAGGAGGGCGCCCUGUAUCACGUAACGGGCGAGCAGCCGUUCCGAGACAAGUACAUCUUCUACCGCUUCCUGGAGGACGCCGCCGCCGCGCCCGGCGUCCCCGCGGCGGCGCCCUCGUCGGCGGAGCGCAGGGAGGCGGAGGAGCGGCUCACGCCCAUCCUGGCCUUCCUGCAGCAGCGGGCGCCCGACGCGCUGCUCAGGAUGAUCCUCAGGAAGCCGAGCCACGAGCGCACCAUCGAGGACCAGGAGCUGAUCUACGAGGAGCUGCUCCACCUGAAGGCGUUGGCUCACCUCUCCAACUCGGUCAAGCGGGAACUCGCCUCCGUCAUCAAGUUCGAGUCCCACUCCAGGGAAGGCACGAUCUGUGAGUACACAGUGAUGUCGGGUACGCCCCAGAAGAUGCUCGAACACCUCCUGGAGACGCGGCUGGACGGGCGUCGCGGGAGCGUGGGCGGCGGCGGCGGCGGCGCUGACCUCUCUGACCUCCCUCUGAGGCGCUGUGACCUGGCCUCCAUGGACCUCUUCCUCGACGACUUCCUCUUGACCCACAUCGUGUUCAUGCCCUACGCCCAGCUGACCCAGGAGCUGCUCAGACACUACCGGAUCGACAGCCAGAGCAACAGCCAGGACGACCUGUUCAUCGUGGCCUGCAAGCGACGAGUCAUCCACUUCGUCCACCGCUGGGUCGUCACCGUCAGGACGCCCGUCUUCACCAACCCCGCGGCGGCGCAAUUCCUGCAGACCCUGCAAGAGGAGGUGGCGCGCGACAUGGAGUCGUUCGGCUCUGCGCUCCGGGAGGAGGCCGGCCUCAUGCUGAGCGUGGCCGACGCCCUCGAGCGGCACGAACGCGACGGGUCGGCUGCGGGCGUGAACAAGUGGAAGCUGCCGACGAGCGGGCGGCCGAUCAGCCUGUUCGGGGUUUCGUCCCACGAGGACAGUGCCGAUGCGCACCGCAUGAUGAGGGCGCAGGAUGACAGUAAGGGCGGCAGCUUGGCACCGGAUAGUUCUGUGUCGCACCUUUUGAUGUCGUCCUCUGUAAUCUUCCGCGUCUACUGCGCCGAUCACACUUACUGCACCCUAAGAUUCCCCCUUCAGACGACCAGUGACGCUAUCAAGCGAUCGGCAGCGGAUAAAUUGGGUCUCAGGCUGGAACAUCUUCUGCUAGUUGAACUCAAGUCAAAUGGCGAAGUGAUCACCCUGCGGGACAAGGAGGUGUGUCCCCCGACGGGCCUGAGCCUCAACGGGCGCCUCUUCGUCUGCCACAAGGACCACCUCGACGCCCUGACCCCCCACCCGGAGCAAGAGGGGCCGACCGAGGGAAGCAUCAACCAGCUGGAGAUGUACAGCACGAGGGAACUUGCCUUCCACAUCACGGCGCAUGACUGGGAUCUCUUCAGCGCUAUUCAUGAGUACGAGUUCAUCUACGAGGUGUUCGGGCGCGACCACUUCGGCCAGGUCAUGUGCAACCUGGACGUGUUCCUCCGCCGCUUCAACGAACUGCAAUACUGGGUCGUGUCGGAGAUGUGCCUCACGUCGGCGCUGUCCAAGAGGGCGCAGCUGCUCCGCAAGUUCAUCAAGCUGGCGGCUUACUGUAAGGAAGAGCAAAAUCUGAAUGCUUUCUUUGCCAUUGUCAUCGGCCUGAGCAACGUUGCCGUCACUCGCCUCACGCAGACCUGGGAGCGCCUCUCAUCCAAAUUUCGAAAGAUGUACACCGAAUUCGAGAUGCUGAUAGAUCCUUCGAGAAACCACCGAGCCUACAGGAUCUACGUCGCCAAACUCCAGCCUCCGAUCUUGCCAUUUACGCCGCUUCUUAUGAAAGGUGAAUUGCUUGAAACGAGUAGUUACGCGUCUCCCGCAGCCCUGGAGGCGCCGCCGGUGCCCAAGAACGAGAGCGAGAUCCGGGUCUACGUGAAGAACCUGCAGGUAAUCGACAACCAGCGGCGCCUCCUCUCGCUCUCGCAACGCCUCGAGCCCAAGCGACCGUAGGAGGGGGCACAGAAGACGCCCUUCGUACCCCUGGGAUCUGUCCGAGCCCCUGGGAGGUCCUUCGUACUUCUGGAAUGUCCUCUGAGAGCUGGGGACGCGCGUCGUAUCGACGGGACGCCGUUUCGUACUCCUGGGACGCCCUUAGAGAGCCCUCGGAUGUCCUUCGUCAUGAUGGGCGGUUUUUCAGGACCGUGUGAUGUCCCCUCGUCCCUUCAGGACGUCCUUCGUAGUGUUGGAAAGUCCUUCAUUACCGUGCGACGUCCCUGAGUAGCCCUGAGACGCCCUUCAGCACUCCGGGGUGUUUUACGACACCCUUCCCCCUUCGCCUCGAGCUCAAGGGACACCAAGAGAGGGGAACGAGAUGGGUUUGGGACGCGCCUCACAUCCCUGAAGCGCCCUUUGUAAACCCUAGGUCGCCCUUCGUGUUUUUCUUUUUUCUGUGGCGCCCCUAGGAUUCCCUCCUUCACAUCUCGCAGUGCCUCGUGUCCAGAAGAUCCUAAGUUGGGGAGCCAAAUUGUCCUAGGAUGUUUCUCGCUGCUCUUCGCAAGCCCUUCGUGGUUCCUGGAUACUCUCUCGACGCUCUUGCGACGUCCUCCGUUCCCCUGAGACGUCCUUGGCUGCCUACAGGCGCCUGAGGACUCUCGUGACUCCUUGCCAAGACGCCCUCGGAAUGUCUUUCACAAUCCUGAAGAAGAAACUCUACGGAAGAAAAAAAGGCGGGAAGGAGGAGAACGAGGCUGGGUCCUCACUGCGGAUUAGGCACUGCGAGUAAGAGUGUUUCUUGCCAACCAAGGCUCUGGGGAGUAUUUUCAAAAGGACGAGAUAAAAACGAAGUAGAAAAUGAAACAGAAAACGUCUUGAAGAAAGGGGAGAUAGAAAGGAAAUAAAAAAUGAAACAGAAUGUCUUGAGAAAAGGGGAGAUAGAAGGGAAAUUAAAAAAAAGUAUUUGGAGAAAAGGGAAGAUCGAAAUUAAGCAGAUCAUGAAAUAGCGAGUAUUUUGGGAAGGGGAGAUAGAAAUUGUCCCCCUAAACCCUAUAUCUGCAACGUGGUCCUUUUUCGUCAAAGAUAAAUGGUACGUACCCAGCUGGUGCCGCCAUUAUUAUUUUUAUUCUCUCCCCCACUGACUUCAAAUAUUGGGAAAGUCUUCCUAUAUUGUUAUUCCUUCGAAUUUGAAUAUUCUCACAAAGGAAAGAAAAAGUAAAAGAAAAAGGUGAAAUUCAAUUUUUUAAAGAUAUGGUCAAGAACUGGGAUAAAAAGAGAAGGGCUUUGAUUCCUCGGUGCAAAUAAUUAAUGGAAAAAAAAAACAAAAAAAUCUCGGUGAAAAUAAUGAAUUGUUUUCCCUCUCCGAUUCGUGGAAAAUGUGUAAAAAAAUGAUGAAUAUGUGAAUGAUGAUAACGGAACUGAUAAAGAAAAGUGAGGAAUAAAAGAGGGAAAAGAAAAUUGAAAAAAAAA
Messenger RNA from Penaeus monodon (black tiger shrimp), 4300 nucleotides. RefSeq names its product rap guanine nucleotide exchange factor 4-like. Bases 65 to 2848 code for a protein of 927 amino acids. NCBI's taxonomy places the organism in Eukaryota, Metazoa, Arthropoda, Malacostraca, Decapoda, Penaeidae. Gene Ontology annotation, molecular function: guanyl-nucleotide exchange factor activity. The record is from RefSeq and is a predicted model, not a curated record. Gene Ontology annotation, biological process: Ras protein signal transduction; positive regulation of GTPase activity. Gene Ontology annotation, cellular component: plasma membrane. The transcript has 15 exons.